AUGUUCAAGCAACUUGUUCUCUUGGCAUUCUGCGCAUCCUUGGCUUAUGCCACCAUGAAUCUUCCAACUCAAGAAGAAUACGAUGCUGAGCUUAAAGCAGCUGGAAUGUCUCAAGGCGGAAUUGAUGGAUUGCGCGCAUUGAGCCAACAGUUCGUCAGCCAAUAUCCGAUUGUUCAAGCUAAUAAAGAAGCAGCCGACAAGUUCUUGGCUGAUUAUACUGUAGAAGUCCAGAUUUAUGUGAAGUCAAUGUCUCCUGAAGAUCAGAAGAUCUACGCUGACAGUCUGAAGAAAUAUGGACUCGCCUGA
Molecule: messenger RNA, 306 nt
Organism: Caenorhabditis briggsae
Lineage: Eukaryota; Metazoa; Nematoda; Chromadorea; Rhabditida; Rhabditidae
Exons: 2
Coding region: 1-306 (101 amino acids)
Source: RefSeq, a predicted model, not a curated record